AUGUUGUUAUUGAUUGGAUCUAGUGAAGGAUUCUUCAAUGGUAAUAUAUCAACAGUGAGUAACAAAACAUUAAAUCGUCUUAAUUUAACAUGCUUCUAUAAUGAUAAUAUGGUAACUGACUGUGAAUAUUGUGUUUAUAAAUUUUUUUAUAAUGGUUCAUCAUCAACAAUAUCAUAUGACUGUAUGAUAGUAACAAAUAUAUAUACAAAUAUUGCUCAAAGAUGUACAGGAUUUUCAAACACCACUGAUAUUGGUUUUGGAUUUUGUUCACCUCUGGAAUUUGAAUUAUUUGAUAUAUCAAUAUUUUGUAUUUGUGCUACAGAUAUGUGUAAUAUCAAUUUUACUUCAUGUCAAUCAUCAGUAACUAAUCAAUUGCAAACAAACUCUGCACCUCCUGUUCUUUCUUCAAUGAUUCCUGAAAUGAAUACACCAAUAUCUUGUUAUGAUUCAUCAGAUCCAUUAAAUAAUAGUUUCUAUUGUGCAAAUUUUGCUUCUCCUUAUAUUGAUAUUCAAAAAUGCAAUGAAUAUACUAUUAACAACACAUUACUAUGCAUGCAUCAAAUGGACAGCGAUGGUCCAUUUUUUUUUGCACUUACCCCAGAUAUUUACAAGUAUUAUCUAUCAGGAGCACUUUCUAGAGUAUAUCAAUUUAAUCAGGAAUUAAGUACAACAUUGUCGUACAAUGAAACAUCAUCUUCUUUCUAUAUCAAUUAUAUUUUUCGUUAUGUAAAUGGUAAUCAGACUAUAUCAUGGCCUAUGGAGAGAUGUUUUUGUGCUCAGAGCUAUUGUAAUUACAAUUUAACAACUUGUCUUGGUGAGAAUAGAACAAUAACAAUAACAACAACAACAACAACAACAACAACACCAAUACCAACAGGAGAUAGUGUGAGAAAAAAUCCAAACAAUAUCAUUGUUUUUCUUUGGUUUUAUCUCAUCAUCAAACUAUUGUCUCUUUUAAAUCUCUCAAUUUAA
Molecule: messenger RNA, 972 nt
Organism: Rotaria sordida
Lineage: Eukaryota; Metazoa; Rotifera; Eurotatoria; Philodinida; Philodinidae
Source: the annotation of a GenBank genome assembly